AUGAAGUACGUUGUCGUCUCUGGAGGUGUCAUCUCCGGCAUCGGUAAGGGCGUAAUUGCCUCGAGUACCGGCUUGCUGCUGAAGACACUUGGCGCUCGUGUGACUUCCAUCAAAAUCGACCCAUAUCUCAAUGUCGACGCCGGCACUAUGGCCCCGACUGAACAUGGAGAAGUUUUUGUACUGAACGACGGCGGAGAAGCAGAUCUUGACCUCGGAAACUAUGAGCGUUACCUUGGAGUUACUCUCGGAAGAGAUAACAACAUCACGACCGGCAAGAUCUAUUCUCACUGCAUCACCAAAGAGAGACGCGGUGACUAUCUCGGUCGUACCGUCCAAAUCGUGCCACACUUGACCGACGCCAUCCAGGACUGGAUCGAGCGAGUCGCACGGACCCCCGUUGAUGAAUCCAACGAGCGACCCGAUGUCUGUGUCAUUGAACUUGGAGGUACUCUCGGUGACAUUGAGAGCGCUCCUUUCGUCGAAGGUCUGCGUCAGCUCCGUCGCCGAGCUGGCAAGGACAACUUUGUCCAAAUCCACGUCAGUCUUGUCCCCGUAAUUGGGGAUGAGCUGAAGACCAAGCCCACUCAACAGGCUAUCCGUGACGCUCGCUCUGCUGGUAUGAGCCCCGAUCUGAUUGCCUGUCGCUGUGAAAAGCCACUGGAUCGGGCUACUUCCGACAAGAUCGCUAUGUUCUGUCAGGUGGAGCCUGAGCAGGUCAUUGGCGUGCAUAACGUUGCUUCCACCUACCACGUCCCGCUGCUUCUUGAGAAGCAGGGAUUUUUGCACGUGCUGAGUGAUCUUCUUAAGAUUCAGAAUGUGGAACUUCCUCAGUCUCUAGUGGCCAAGGGUCAGUCCACUUGGAAACAGUGGAAGGCUCUGACCACGUCCCAAGAGCACGUUUUCGACACCGUCGAGAUUGCCUUGGUUGGAAAAUAUAUCAGUCUCCAUGACUCUUAUCUUUCCGUGAUCAAGUCACUCGAGCACGCCGCUAUGGCUUCUCGCAAGAAACUAAAUAUCAUCUGGGUUGACGCCUCGCACCUCGAGCAUAGCGCUCGGGGUGAGAACCCCCAGGAAUACCAUGCCGCGUGGCAUGCUCUUACCACCGCCCAUGGGAUUCUGGUGCCUGGCGGCUUUGGCACCAGAGGCACUGAGGGCAUGAUGCUCGCUGCGCAGUGGGCCCGUACGAAGAAGGUGCCCUACCUAGGAAUUUGCCUGGGUAUGCAGAUUGCCGUCAUCGAGUAUGCCCGUCACGUCUGUGGCCUGGAGGGAGCCAACUCAGUCGAGCUGGAUGAGCGGACUUCCCACCCUAUGAUCGUCUUCAUGCCCGAGAUUGAUAAGGUCAACCUUGGAGGUACCAUGAGACUGGGAUCCCGCCCUACAAUCUUCCAAGAGAACUCGGAGUGGUCUAAGCUUCGGGCCCUCUACGGCCUUGACCGCACUUCUGUCGACGAGCGUCACCGCCACCGCUAUGAAGUGAACCCCGAAUAUAUUGACCGCCUGCAGAAGGCUGGGUUGCACUUCAUUGGCAAGGAUGACAAGGGCGAGCGUAUGGAGAUUGUCGAGCUGAAGGACCACCCCUGGUUUGUGGGUGUUCAGUUCCACCCAGAGUAUCUCUCCCGUGUCCUGGCACCUAGCAAGCCUUUCCUUGGCUUUGUUUCUGCUGCCGCUGGCGUCUUUGAUGAGGUUAUGAAGGCCUCUCAGGCACAUGAGGCGGAUAAGUUGGCCAACGGCGUUGACGGUAUCAUCAUCUAA
This is a messenger RNA of Penicillium cinerascens, 1752 nucleotides long. RefSeq lists its product as uncharacterized. Gene Ontology annotation, molecular function: CTP synthase activity; identical protein binding. Lineage: Eukaryota; Fungi; Ascomycota; Eurotiomycetes; Eurotiales; Aspergillaceae. Bases 1 to 1752 code for a protein of 583 amino acids. Gene Ontology annotation, biological process: pyrimidine nucleobase biosynthetic process; CTP biosynthetic process. The record is from RefSeq and is a predicted model, not a curated record. Gene Ontology annotation, cellular component: cytoplasm; cytoophidium. The transcript has 2 exons.